AUGGAUUCUAUCAUCAAUUCACUUCUCAACUGCAUCUGGCCAACAGCGCAAUCAUACUAUCACUUGUCUCAACAUGAGUCAGGCGAACCUGGUCAGUCUCCUGCUCUUACCAAUAAUGCUCCUUCUAACAUGUCCACAGGCCAACUGCCCCUAAACAUAUUCGGAAACAGCCAUCCUCGAAAGCCUGGUCGCGUCGUCUUGAAAUUUGCGUCAAUUACCAAGGACUUCAGGAACGACACAUUCACCCUUGACCUGGACGAAGGCUGGAUUGCUGUGCUUGACAUCGACGCCAAAGAUAUCAUUGGGUUGAUGCAAGAAGGACUCUACGUGUCUGAAGAGAAUGCAAAGAUGCACGAGAACUACAUCGAAUGGAGCGACAACUUUCCAAAUAGAGUACUGCGUUGCUACCGCCAUUUCACCCUCGCCCAUCCCAAGUGGUCAGGUAAAAUGUCAGUACAGUCCAAUGACAGCAAUAUUGUGUCGGGGUUUCGGAUGGAGCAUCUAUCUGCAGAUCGGGUAUAUCACGCCGUCAGUGUCAUCAAGACUGAUAACGUCGAAAGGAAAGUCUACUGGUAUGAUUCACCUCCAAAUGCCCCCAAAAUCAAUGCCAUCUUGGAUGAUGAGCCCCUGCCAGGAUUGUGGCCGUGGCCAAAGGAGCUGGGUACUCCAGGAAAGAGUGAAGAGAGCUCUGACGUGGUAGAGACACAAGAUAGGAAGUCGCAAGACAUGGCGAUGGAUUAA
Fusarium pseudograminearum CS3096 is the source of this 741-nucleotide messenger RNA. RefSeq lists its product as uncharacterized. NCBI's taxonomy places the organism in Eukaryota, Fungi, Ascomycota, Sordariomycetes, Hypocreales, Nectriaceae. The transcript has a single exon. The coding region runs from base 1 to 741 and encodes 246 amino acids. The record is from RefSeq and is a predicted model, not a curated record.